AUGGGGGCUCUAGCCCGAGAGAUGGCGGGGGCUUUGAGGGAGUCCAUGAACAUUUUGAGGGCAGAGACCCAAGCGAGGGAAAAUAUUGCGGAGACUAGAGCUAGCUUCCUCAUGAGGGAGUUUUUAAGGGCCAAGCCGGAUGAGUUCCAUGACGGCCCCGAUCCAAAGAAGGCGGAUGAAUGGUUGGAACAAACCAUGAAGACCUUUGAUAUGCUCCAUAUAGAUGAUGGUGAACUGAGGGUGACCCAUGCUAGUUAUUACCUCAAAGAUGACGUCGGCCAAUGGGAGAGGUUGAGGCAGGAGUUCAAGGAUCUUAAGCAACUUAGCAUGUCUGUGGCCGAAUUUGAAGCAGCCUUUUCUAGCUUGUCUCGGUUUGCAUCGAAGUUAGUAGCGACGGAGGAGCGCCGUUGCUUUGAAUUUGAGCAGAGGUUGAGGAUGAAGAUUUUGUUCAAGGUUGCCGAGAACAUGAUCCGGAAUUAUGAUCGCCUUGUGGAGGCGGCUGCACAUGUGGAGAUUACGGUGGAGGCCGAAGAAGAGAGACUUCGAGCUUCGAGGUCUAGGGGCCAAGGGUCACAGGGGGACUUUAGGCCCAACAAAAAGAGUAAGAGCACCUUUUCAUCCCAGUCUCAGCUGCAACAAUCUAGAUCUACCUUUCCCUUGCCUAGUACGGGCUCGGGAAAAGGUGCAUCGAGCGGGUUCUCUUGUUUCAAGUGUGGCCUACCGGGUCACAAGACCUUUGCACGUCCGCAGAAGGGAGGAGGACAGCAGAUGUUGCCAUCACCACCACCAAACCGAUCCCAGAGUUAG
Messenger RNA from Camellia sinensis, 807 nucleotides. NCBI's taxonomy places the organism in Eukaryota, Viridiplantae, Streptophyta, Magnoliopsida, Ericales, Theaceae. The record is from RefSeq and is a predicted model, not a curated record.